Messenger RNA from Hibiscus syriacus, 1426 nucleotides. RefSeq names its product gibberellin 20 oxidase 1-like. The transcript has 3 exons. Gene Ontology annotation, biological process: unidimensional cell growth; flower development; gibberellin biosynthetic process. Bases 192 to 1331 code for a protein of 379 amino acids. Gene Ontology annotation, molecular function: gibberellin 20-oxidase activity. NCBI's taxonomy places the organism in Eukaryota, Viridiplantae, Streptophyta, Magnoliopsida, Malvales, Malvaceae. The record is from RefSeq and is a predicted model, not a curated record.
CCAAUAUUUGUUCAGUGAUUUCCCCAAUGAGAACGGCCUUGGCGUUUCUUUCAUCCCACCUCUCGAGCGUAUGCUCUCUUCCGCUUCUUUUCCUCUAACUCACUAUUCCCUUCUCUGUCUCUCAAAAUAACUCUUACAUAUAAAUAUAUAUACCAUCUUUUCUAGGCAUCACUAUAUUCACUCUUCAUGCAAUGGCUAUUGACUUCAUCUCCAACAUAGCAUCCAUGCCUUCCCAUCAGAAAGACGAAGGAAAAGAUGAGCCGAAAAAGCUGGUUUUCGACGCGUCGGUCCUUCGGUUCAAAUCCCAAAUUCCGAAAGAAUUUAUAUGGCCUGAUGAUGAAAAGCCUAGUUCAAAUCCACCAGAACUCAAAGUACCCCUCAUUGAUCUAGGAGGCUUCCUCUCUGGUGACCCUGUUGCUACAAUGGAAGCUUCGAGGCUUAUCAGCGAGGCAUGUCGGCAGCAUGGUUUCUUCCUCGUUGUUAAUCACGGAGUCGAUUCGAAACUCUUGGCCGAUGCUCAUAGCUACAUGGAUAACUUCUUCGAAUUGCCACUAUCCGAAAAGCAAAGGGCUCAAAGAAAAUUCGGUGAGGAGUGUGGAUAUGCUAGUAGCUUCACAGGCAGAUUCUCCACCAAGUUGCCAUGGAAGGAAACUCUUUCUCUUCGCUAUUCGGCUAAGAAUAACUCAUCCAAGAUAGUGGAAAACUACCUUGUUAAUAAAAUGGGAGAUGACUUCCGGCAAUUCGGGAGGGCUUACCAGGCCUAUUGCGAGGCGAUGAGCAAGCUUUCGUUGGGGAUAAUGGAGAUUUUAGCCAUUAGUCUGGGCGUAAAAAGGGCACAUUUCAGGGAAUUCUUUGAGAAAAACGAUUCAAUAAUGAGGCUAAACUACUACCCCCCAUGUCAAAAACCAGACCUCACUUUAGGAACAGGGCCUCAUUGUGAUCCAACGUCGUUAACCAUCCUUCACCAAGACAGAGUUAGUGGCCUUCAAGUGUUUGUAGACAACGAAUGGCGUUCAAUCAGCCCGAAAUUCGAAGCAUUUGUCGUUAACAUUGGCGACACCUUUAUGGCACUGUCGAACGGGAGAUACAAAAGUUGCUUGCACCGGGCGGUGGUGAACAGCCAGAAGACAAGAAAAUCUCUCGCUUUCUUUUUGUGUCCAGCGGGGGAUAAAGUGAUAACCCCACCAGCCGAGUUGGUGAACCAAAACAGUCCCCGAGUGUACCCAGAUUUUACAUGGCCUAUGCUGCAUGAAUUCGUACAGAAACAUUACAGAGCCGAUAUGAACACUCUCCAAGUAUUCUCCAACUGGGUUCAACACAGACACAGCUGAACCCUUCUUGUGUCAAAAUACAAACUCAUGGCAUUGAAUUGAAGAGAUGGGAUGGAUUUUUUGGUAGUGAUGGACACAAGGCAGGACAAGAGAUG